UUUGUCUAAGACAUUAAAGGGGAAUUUGCGGAUUACUCACAAAUCUAUGGAAAUACAACCACUAUUUGUGUUAUCUCUGCUGGUUUAUUGUGUGGCUUGUGAGAGGCACAGUCUAAGAUAUUUUGUCACCACAACCUCUGUACCUAUUCCUGGGCUGCCUAUGUUCUCCAUUGUUGGAAGCAUCGAUGACAUGCCACUUGGGAGAUACUCUAGUGAAACGGGUCAGGCUCAGCCUUUUUAUAAAUGGAUGGAAAAGAAAAUUAAACCUGAACACUGGAAAGAGAUGAAUAAAAUAGCCCAAUACUUUGAAAGCUAUCACAAAAAUUUUAUAGGUUUGUUAAAAGCUCUGUUUAACCAGACAACUGAAAACAACAUUCUCCAGGUAAAGCUUGAAUGUGAAUUGCAUAACGAUGGAACCAUUAAUGGAGGUGAAGAGUUUGGUUACGAUGGGAAGGAAAUCAUUGUAUUUGAUAAAAAGAGACUGGUUUUUAUUCCAUUGACACAAGAGGCUCAGAUAAUAACACAGAGGUGGAACGUUAAUCCAGGUUCAGCGGAAAGACAUAAAGCUUUAAUUGAGCACCACUGCAUAAAGUGGAUGAAGACGUACUUCAGCCAUGGGAACAAUACACUGGAGAGGAAAGUUCCACCCAAAGUGAAAAUUUCUGAUCGCCAAUUAGACAAUGCGGCAAAGCUUCACUGCCAUGUGUACGGAUUUUACCCUCAAACUGUGAUUGUCAAUUGGGUGAAGAACGGUGUGAAUGAGGUUUACUCAGAAGAGGUAAAACAGAUCCUUCCCAACCCUGAUGGGACCUAUCAGGUCAGCGUAACGGUUGAAGUUAUUCCAAAGGAUGGAGACAAUUACACUUGUCAUGUGACCCACAGCAGCCUGGAUAAUACUAUGAUUAUUUUAUGGGAACCCAGAAGAAUAAGUACUGACAACCUUGUGCUUGGUGUCAUCAUCAGUAUAAUUACUGUUCUUGCUGUUGUCAUUCUCGCUGGGGUUGGAAUAUUCAUAUACAAGAGUUUUUCAGUUCAACACCACAAAGUAAGCACUGAGGAAUCAAAGCAAAGUUUGGAAUCAUCAUCACCUACCACUCUUUUAAAUACCUCAUAGUAUGUUUUAAAUGGGAGAUGGAAUUUUUUAACAUUCUAUCAUGGCUUUGAAGAUAUGUAUCUUAAGGUUAAGGCUGGAAUAAGGGAUGAGAAACACAGGACUACUGGUUAAUGGAAACUCCCAAUGGAAGCUGACAAAGGACAAAGUUGUCAAAUAUGUUGGGGAAUUUUGAAGAAAGGUUGCGUAAAAGUACAAUUGUAUUUUGUAUUUUUAGAAGAACCCCAAUUUUUACAAGCGGUUGCUCAGAAAAGGCUCUCUGAUUGUACCUCUAGAACUUUUUAUAUUUAUUUGUAAUGCAUUUUUAAUGUUUUUUUUAUUUUUUAAACCCUCCCCCUCUCUCUUUUACUCUCUCUAUCUCAACUAUAAAACUUGAUUUAAUUUGUUUGCAAGAAAACUGAAAAUGUAUAUCUAAGACAUUAUUAUUUUUAUUUUUUAAUUAAUUUUAAAUUAAUUAGCAGUACAACAUCAACAUACACACUAACAGGUAGGUGUAUUCGGAUAUUUGGCAUCUGUUUGCACAAACUAAUAAUUAAUAUUGCCGUGGGUUGAGUCAUUUAGCUCUUCGGAGACAGAUUUAUUUGUCUAAUACUACAAGACACAAAUAUCUGUGCAAAUCCAGAUCUUUAUGUUUUUCACUAAUAAGACAAUUAAAUCUGGCCCCUGAAUAGCCAAACACUGCUAUCCACUGCUGUAGCUGACAUUUGUUUAUGCAAAUGAAUGCCGAAUAUCUGAAAAUUCAAAUGACUACAAACAAGCAUUAGGCAGCAUUUUCUUUAUGUAACACAAAUACUACAUAAUGAUCAAAAACACUUGAACAUCCCUGUAAAAUAAGGAAUAUUUAUUGUUGGCUUAAAUCUCAAUAAAAUAAACUGUCACUUUGAAAAAAA
This is a messenger RNA of Bombina bombina (fire-bellied toad), 2001 nucleotides long. RefSeq names its product major histocompatibility complex class I-related gene protein. NCBI's taxonomy places the organism in Eukaryota, Metazoa, Chordata, Amphibia, Anura, Bombinatoridae. Bases 47 to 1114 code for a protein of 355 amino acids. The record is from RefSeq and is a predicted model, not a curated record. Gene Ontology annotation, biological process: immune response. Gene Ontology annotation, cellular component: external side of plasma membrane. The transcript has 6 exons.